AUGACUCAACCUGUCUGCUCUUCGCAAGAUCAAUCUUCUCCUCGUUCUUUGAUCCCGCCGCGCAAAUCCGUGGCGAAUUUCCACCGCCGCAGGGGGAGGAGCGUAUUUAAUUUGCUGGUCCAGAGAGAAAUGUCACCGAAAGCAAAGUUCGUGCCAAGGAAACGGUGGGGUAAAAGUAGAUGGUAUACUGAUCCCUCAUGCAAAUCCGACAUCGAACCUAUGAAAGACGCUGGACAGAGUCUUGUUUCAUGGGUUGAGGCAGAGUCAUUGAAUUAUUUAUCUUCUAAGUAUUGCGCUCUUGGACCUCCUCCAAGGUCAACUAUUGCAGCGGCUUUUAGUUCUGAUGGAAAAACUAUUGCUUCUACACAUGGUGACCAUACUGUAAAGAUUAUUGAUUGUGAAACUGGAAACUGCUUAAAGGUUUUGAGUGGCCAUCGGAGAACGCCGUGGGUGGUCAGAUUCCACCCACAACAUUCAGAUAUAGUUGCUAGUGGAAGUUUAGAUCAGGAUGUUCGCUUAUGGAAUACUACGACUUCACAGUGUAUCACAUCUUAUGAAUUCUAUCGGCCUAUUGCUUCCAUCGCUUUCCACGCUGAGGGAGAACUACUUGCUGUUGCUUCUGGCCAUAAGCUGCACAUGUGGCAUUACAAUAGGAGAGGAGGGGAAUCACCACCAGUCGUUGUAUUGAAGACGAGGCGCUCUCUGAGAGCUGUACACUUUCACCCUCACGGAGCUCCAUUUCUCUUGACUGCAGAGGUGAAUGAGAUGGAUACAUUAGAUUCCUCAAUGUCUAGAGCAACCUCUAUGGGUUACUUGAGGUAUCCUCCCCCUUCUAUCUUCUUUACAAGCCCGGAAAGCAACCGAGCUACACCUUCUGCAGAGGAUCCAAGAAUUGGUCAAGUCUCUAAUACGAGACCGCAAUCACGGCUUCAGAACAUUCUUAGGUCUGCAGUAAACGCCAACAGAACAUUGUUUCCUCCUUCUGGUCCCAAUAGUGUUCGUCCAAGAAACUCUCCCAGCAACACAUUUGUUACUCGAACUGGAGACACAACUUCUCCUGCAGCUGAUGCCAUGAAUGUAGAUUUACCUGAGCUCCGACAGACCCAGCAGUUGUUCCAGUUAAGCGACCGAGUUUCCUGGGAGUUACCAUUUCUACAAGGAUGGUUGAUGGCUCAAGCGCAAGGUCAUGGAGUGGUGGCUCCUCCUCCUCCUAGUGGCGUCUCAGCUCCUAAUGCAGGCGCUUCGACAUCUCGUUUAGAGACAACCAGUCUUGAGGCUGCAGUAGCGUCAUUAGAAAUCCCGGGAGCUGUGGUUCCUGGAAGAGGUGACCAAACUUCACAAGCUCAGUUAGCAGAAGGCGUGCCGUCUGGUCCCACUCAACGUGCAAGUGAUGCUCAACCUGUGGCGGUGAACAGAGCCCAGUCUGAAUUUGCUACCACGAUUGCUGCUACUGCGGCGGCAGCAGCAGCAGCAGCUGCUUCAGAGUUGCCUUGCACUGUCAAGCUCAAAGUGUGGUCGCAUGACAUCAAAGAACCAGAUGCUCAACUGAAGUCUGAUAGAUGUCUAUUGUCAAUACCGCAUGCCGUCCUUUGCAGUGAAAUGGGAGCUCAUUUUUCGCCAUGCGGGAGAUAUUUAGCAGCCUGUGUGGCCUGUGUUUUUCCUCAUGGUGAGAUGCAGACUGUAGCACAACAAGAUUCAGGGCUUGCAACUUCCCCGACUCGACACCCUGUGAGUGCACACCAAGUCAUUUACGAGCUUCGUGUGUAUUCUCUCGAAAAGGAAAGUUUUGGUUCAGUGCUUGUGUCACGGGCGAUUAGAGCUGCGCAUUGCUUGACCUCUAUCCAGUUCUCACCCACCUCUGAGCAUAUGCUGCUUGCAUAUGGCAGGCGCCAUGGUUCUCUUUUGAAGAGCAUCUAUAGUGAUGGUGAAGCAACAUCACAUUAUUUCACAGUGUUGGAAAUAUACAGAGUUUCAGAUAUGGAGCUUGUGAGAGUACUCCCAAGUGCAGAGGAUGAAGUAAACGUUGCUUGUUUUCAUCCUUCUCCUGGAGGUGGUCUUGUUUAUGGGACAAAGGAGGGGAAACUGAGGAUCUUCCAGUGCGAUAAAGCUGUUCCCUCUAACUUCACUGGACCAAACACAUAUCCUGAGGAAAACUUGUCUGAGGUGCAGGCACAUGCAUUAGAGUGCUAG
This is a messenger RNA of Microthlaspi erraticum, 2190 nucleotides long. The record is from the annotation of a GenBank genome assembly. Lineage: Eukaryota; Viridiplantae; Streptophyta; Magnoliopsida; Brassicales; Brassicaceae.